This is a messenger RNA of Colletotrichum chrysophilum, 1308 nucleotides long. RefSeq lists its product as uncharacterized. Gene Ontology annotation, cellular component: mitochondrion. Gene Ontology annotation, molecular function: FAD binding; proline dehydrogenase activity. The coding region runs from base 1 to 1308 and encodes 435 amino acids. The record is from RefSeq and is a predicted model, not a curated record. The transcript is spliced from 3 exons. NCBI's taxonomy places the organism in Eukaryota, Fungi, Ascomycota, Sordariomycetes, Glomerellales, Glomerellaceae.
AUGUCCAAGGUCCCCAUCAUCUCCUCAAUCACUCACAGAUUCGUCAUGGGCACCUUCUUCAACCAGUUUCUUGGCGGAGAAACGACUGAAGAAUGCAUCCCAAAGAUCAAGGCGCUUCGCCAAGAAAACAUCGGUACUCUGCUCGGCUACAACAUCGAAGCUGAACUCGGCGGCUCCAGCAAGGAUCCCGACCUAAUCCUCGCCCAGACCCAGCAUGUGUUCUCCUCCAUCGAGGCGCAGGGGAGACUUGCAAGAGAGUUUUGGCCAGAUACCGCCGCCACCGGAGGCGACAACAGAUGCUGGGUCAGGAUCAAGAUCACCGGCCUUUUACCUCAUCCUAUUGCGCUGUACAACGGUUCCAAGGCAAUUCUGGCUGCGAGAGGCGCAAAGGGUUUGGAUGAGAAUGUUCCGUAUCCAGGCCUGCCCCACGACGGCGACUGGGACGCCGCGCUGAAUGGCCAAGGCGUCACUCAAAGUGACCGUGAGCAGCUCCUCAGGCUCCGAGCCACCAUGGAAGCCAUCGCAGGCAAGGCACGAGAUAACAACGUGCGCAUCGUCAUUGACGCGGAGCAGACCUGGUACCAGCCAGUCAUUGAUGCUCUCACGGACGAGCUGAUGCAGAAAUACAAUGCCUUCGAUGGCGGUCCAGCGACCUGCAUCGCCUCGUUUCAAGCCUACCUGCGACGCUACCCGCAACUUCUUGACCAACAGAUUCAGCGCGCGGAGGAGAAGGGUUACAAGCUGCUCUUCAAGCAGGUAAGGGGGGCGUACAUGGUGACCGAGGCAGAGAGGUGGGAGAAGGAGGGUCACAAAGGGCCGGGUGCGGUAUGGUCAACCAAGGAAGAGACAGAUGCGAGCUACAACUACGGCAUUGAGAAGGCGCUCUCGACCAUUGGGGAACAAGUGCGCCAGACAGGGGCUUCUAGAUUAGGGGCGGUCUUUGCCACGCACAACUCCAUCAGCGUCGAUCUCGGGAUUCGAUUGCUGGAGAAUUACGGGCUGGCCAAGCGGCAGGAAGAGAGUGGGAAGCUCCUGCUUUCGAAGGAGGCGGCGGGAAGCAUUGCUUUUGCUCAAUUAUACGGAAUGAAGGACGACCUCACGAAUAAGAUCACUGGAUCUAUUGAAGCGCCGGGAGGCUUCGUGCUGGUUGUCAAAUCCAUGAGCUAUGGCGACCUGCGCGAGUGUCUGCCCUUUCUCGCCAGGAGAGCGACCGAAAACAAGGCGGUUCUUGAGGGGAGAGGUGGUGCAAUGGCAGAGAGAGUCCGACUGGGGCGUGAAAUUAGAAGACGGUUUACUCCUCUGAAUUAG